Epinephelus moara (kelp grouper) is the source of this 4840-nucleotide messenger RNA. It is a transcript of the gene ical1, whose product is annotated as islet cell autoantigen 1-like. Bases 109 to 1848 code for a protein of 579 amino acids. The transcript is spliced from 15 exons. The record is from RefSeq and is a predicted model, not a curated record. Gene Ontology annotation, biological process: regulation of transport. Lineage: Eukaryota; Metazoa; Chordata; Actinopteri; Perciformes; Serranidae. Gene Ontology annotation, molecular function: protein domain specific binding. Gene Ontology annotation, cellular component: Golgi apparatus.
CUCAGAUGAUGACUGCUAUCGGCAGAGGAGGCUAGCCGAGCAGCGCUGCAUAGAUGCUCGCACUGCUGGAUAAAACUAACAGCAAGAACAGAAAAAGGCUGAUAUCCAAUGAUGGAUGGGUUUGCAGGGGACAUGCUGAGCGGCGGCCGGGCUCUGCUCGGUGAGGACAGCUCGGUGAUGGCUCGCAUGCAGAAGAAGUUCUGGAAGACCAAGCAGGUCCUCAUCAAAGCCACGGGCAAGAAGGAGGAUGAGUACGUAGUGGCUUCUGAUGCUGACCUGGAUGCCAAGCUGGAGUUCUUUCGCUCGGUUCAGUUCACGUGCACAGAGCUGCUGAAGGUGAUUGAGAAGUACCAGCACAGAAUCACACGCUUGUCUCAGGAGGAGAACGAGCUCGGCCUGUUCCUGCGUUUCCAGGCUGAACACGAUCGCACAAAGGCUGGCAACAUGAUGGACGCCACCAGCAAGGCUCUGUGCACCUCCGCCAAGCAGAGGAUGGCACUUUGCCCACCACUGCACCGUUUGCACCAGGAAGUGGAGACGUUCAGGCGUCGUGCCAUCGCUGACACGCUACUGACAGUCAGCCGUAUGGAGAAGGCCCGCACAGAGUACAGAGGAGCUCUGCUCUGGAUGAAAGACGUCUCCCAAGAACUGGACCCAGACACCUACAAACAGCUGGAAAAGUUCCGCAAGGUCCAAACCCAGGUCCGAGGGACGAAGGGCCAGUUUGAGAAGCUGAAGAAUGAUGUGUGUCAGAAGGUUGACAUGCUGGGAGCAAGCCGCUGCAACAUGCUCUCCCACUCCCUCUGUACCUACCAGACCACUCUGCUGCAGUUUUGGGAGAAGACGGCCCACGCCAUGUCAGAAAUCCACGAGGCCUUUCAAGGACAUGUACCAUACCAGUUCACCACACUCAAGGACCUGCGAGACCCGCUGGAGGAAUUAACAGACAUGCAGAAAAAAGAGGAGAAGAAGGAGAAGGCUCUACAGAGCAACACAGACAGUCUGGUGUCCUUGGAUGACGACAAGCCAUCAGGAAGUGCCUCUGGAGCAGACCACAGCCACAGCAGUGAUGGUCAGAGCCAAACCAGUGACAAUGUGCCCCAAAACACUACCACACCUACUCCAGCCCUCCAAGACCUCAGGGGACUGUCAGCGGGCUCUGAUGACGACCUGAUGCUCAUGGCUUGUGAUCUGCCACAGCUCCCAGCCCCAACAAACUUCCCUCUCCACCCUCAGCUCCUGCCUCCUCCGCAGGGUGGAGGCCCAAAUGCACCCUGGGGCUUUGGAGGCCACCAGUUACAGCUGCCUGCCACCGGUGGUCCGUCCCACAUUGCUGGGACACCGCUGAGACCAGAAGUGGAAGAUGGCGAACAGGGCGACAUGGCUUUCCUCAAAGACCUCCUCAGCCCGGGCCCAGGGGCCAGCGACGAGUUCAGCAAAGAAUGGCAGGACGCUUUCGGGCUGUUUGACCCUCCCAGCGUUCCUCCACAUGGCACAGGAGCAGCAAGUAGUGGGCCAGCAGCAAGUAGUGCACCAGCAGCAAGUAAUGCACCAGCAGCACGUCGACCCUCAACCCCCCCCAGCCCCACAGGCUUCCUGCCCUCCCAGCUGCUGGAUCACAGUCUGAGCUCUACAGGCUGGUCAACCCCACCUAUGUUCCAAGCUCCACCCCUGCAGCCUCCUCCCGGUCAGAGCCAAUCAGCACAGCCAGCUCCAAGUACAGCAGCUAAUGCUGCUCCAGGUGGAUCCAAAGACAUGUCCGCCUGGUUCAACCUGUUCGCAGACCUGGACCCCCUCUCCAACCCUGACGCCAUUGGACGUUCCGCGGAUGAGCUGCUCAAUGCCUAAAGCUCUGUUGGUGUGUGUGUUUGUGAGAGUGCAGCAGCAGUGUAUAAUUUCUCGCACAGGAUCUGGAUGUCAGCAAGUUUUCAUGUCAACAACCAAGUAAAAGAACAUAACCUUAACAAUGAAAAACACACACAGAGAACUUGAUGCACAUAUACACACACACACACAUACACAUUUCUGUUACCAGGAGAGAUGUGUACAUAUCCACACUUGCAAUACACACACAUAUAUUUGUGUUACACUGGAAAAUGAAAACACUGUCGGCUGUUAAACGUUUUCCUCAGCGACUCACAGCUGCUCUCUGCAGCUCUGUAAAUGACUGUUAACUCUACAUGUGAUGCUACUGACUCAUGUGCACACAGCAAACCUCAUGUGGUUUGUGUUACCUUUUAGUUAUUGCAGCUUCUGUCAGGCAGAGAGAAUGUUUGGGUUACAGGUUUAUUUUGGAUGGCGUUGCAUGUUUUUUUGUGUGUGUUUUUUAUUUUUUAUGUUUGCAUUGUUUGGGCGUGUUGGUAUGCUGUGUGUACACAUCACAGGGGACCCAGGAUGUAAAAAGAUCUCUAUUUACUGCUUAAUGUUUAAACAUCGUAGCACACGAUUGUCACAUAUGAAUGAAGGGAUGAAGGGCGUACAGUAUAUAUAGGAGAUGAGAAGGGACCCUGAGCCUGUCACUGAGCCUGUAUUUGCACACUAACAGUUGAAGCUCAAGCUGCAUCAUGGGCCUGUAUCACAAAGCAAGAUCAGUGGGUUAUCCAGCUCUGUUUGGACUUAACUCUUUCUUUCUUUUAUAACAAUGCAUACUCUUUUUUGGUUUGUUUUUUUGGCCAUGGGGUGGAUCACCAUUUCUGACGGUACUGAUGCUUUUACACUCCUAUCCCAUCAGUGUAGCUCAGGAUAACACAAUGGGAGGAUUUUGCUAGCAGCUCUUUCAGGCUGCACCUAAGAUAAAUGCUAACAUCAGCAUAAUGCUAACAUAGCAUGCUAACGUGCUCACAAUGACAAUGCUGAUGUAUACUUUGGUACAAAUUAACCAUGAUCUGUCACCUUAGUUUAGCUUUGUCAGCACUGUUGCCAUUGUUUAGUGUUUUUUAUGGAGUUAGCACCGUUAGCUGCUAGCCACCCACUCAUCCACUUCAAUGUUGAGAACCCUGUGCAGACAACUCAAAUGCUCUAAAUUUCGAGUAGGUAUAGCUCCAGCUGAAGGAGCUACAUGACUUGCCCACCAUGCCCACAUGAUCAGCUCCCUUCGCCCCUUGGUCCAGAACUGAAAGCCCUGAUGAAAAUGCCAAGUUAGCAUUUAGACAGCCAUACGGUAUUAAGUUAAAAGAGAGGAGGUUUAGGUUAGGAUGACAUGUUGUUAGUCAUAAGAUGAAUCACAAUUGUAACAUUUUGCUUCACAUUUAUUUACUACCAUGUGGCAUUGCAGCAGUGUUCAAUGAAUUGCCACGCUGUUGGGUUUAUCUGGUAUUGUUGGUGGGGGUGGUUUGUAGGGCAUAUCGUGUACGCUCAGAACAUAAUGUGUCUGCAGCUAAUAAUGUCUCCUGAAUUUCGCAUAGAGCCACAUUAAGUUAAAUGCUAACAUCAGCAUGCUAACAUGCUCACAAUAACAAUGCUAACAGGCUCAUCUGAAGCAGUUACUUUGGUAUUAAUUAACCAUUUCAAUCCUUUUAGUUUAGAAUAUUAGCAUGCUAACAUUAAACGCAAAGUACAACUGAGGUUAAUGGGAAAUGUUAUUAGUUUUGCAGGUAUUUGAUGAUAAACCAAAGUAUUGGACACAUUAAAACUUUGACCUGAUGACGGCGACAAGCUCACACACUGUAAAUUAAGAUGGAUGAAAUGUAUUUAAAAAUGUAACUCCAACAUUUCAUCCAGGAUCACUGAUGUUAGGCUCAGUGAAGCCAGGUAACCGAAACUUGAACUUGCUUUGUGAUACAGACCCCCGCACAAACUCUGGAUUUUGAAGACUCCACCAGUUUGAGAAAUAAUGUGAUGCUUUAUUGAACCCUGUGAGGAAAUUCUGUUUUCUCUUAGGGAUUCAGUCUAAUGGCUAACACUGAACUGUGAGCCUCUCUGGAGAGCACUGAUGGUGUCAUGACAGCCUGAACUGGAGUCAGAUUACAGGCACAGUGGAAACUCACACUGUCCAAACUCUUUGUGGCUUUUGCGCCACCAUCAGCCUCUUCAUGCUAAUCGUCUACCCUGAUCCCAGAUUCUGCUGGCUCUGAAUGUAGUGUGGGUAAUAAUAGGAUGCGUUUUAAAUCAUCCUCAGUCCCAUCUGUCGUUUAGAUUUCACAAUCACAAGUCCAAGGCCAAGAAAAAUGUGUGAAGGAGGAAACAUUUAUUUUGUUCUUGAGGGAAAUUUUAAAACAGGAUGAGGGAUUAGAGUGUUUUGGGGUGGGUGGGUUAUUUAAAUCCUAUAACUCUGCACCUAAGAUGCAUCAAAAUGUAUUUAUUUUCAGAUUAUAACACUAUUUGCAAAAUCAGAUGUCUUUGUUGUGCAGUACACUGAGAAAGUGACCCUCAAAUAACACUGUAAAGUCUAUUUUUAACUGUGUGUUGUGUAUUUUGAGAUGCAUUUAUUAUUUUACGGGAAAAGAAUCAACACUGGAGAACUGUUACCAUCUCACAGAAUAGAUUUCUGCGUUACCAGAGAUGGAUUUAAUUCCCACUGAUUAUAUUUUGAGGGAAAUAAUGACCAAGACUGACAUUUUGGAGUGUGUGGUUUAGUUAACAGUUACAAUAUGAAGAUGUAUAGUCAGGUUUCUAAUUGCUGAGAUGUGAAUAUGACGUCUGUGAGCACCAACUGAAACCAAAUCCUCAGUAACGACAUUUGUGUGCCUGUAUAAAUCUCACUCAGUGGAGCUAAGGUGCAUCAUGGGGAAAAAAUUAUGAGUCAGACAACUCCAAAAACACUUUUUAUAUCAGCUGCACUAUCCUAUCUCUGCUUUUUUGGGGCGUGAAAUACACCCCUACGAUACAGUCAAGUAAUUUU